AUGGCUCAGUCAUACGAGUCUCAGUUCCAGUACGCCAAACUUCCUGCUUAUCAAUGGCAAACAUUUGAUCCAAGCGCCGUUACAUACUCCCUUCAUCCUAUCAUUGCACCCGAGGAAAUUGAUCCCAGCAACCCUGAUACUGACGACCAGUUGAAGAAUGAGGAGACAGCCACCACCUCUGACGCUGUCGCAGAGCUUCCUCCCACACCCUCCGAAAAACAACCCAAGGUUAUGGAGGACACCACUGUCAUGAACGACGGAACGGCGCCAGAGGACACUAGCGCUGAGGAGGUCGCGAGAGAUGGAGACAACAAAGUAGCACCCCCUGAGACCCCUCCCGAGGGCGAGGACGUGCAGUCUAAGGAAGAUGGUGCUCCUGCCGCGAAUGAAGACGAGGCAUCGGCAGAUGCAUCGGACACCGUCGCGGAGCCAGACCAAGAGGAACCGAAAAACGAGAAUGUCGAGCAGCCUACCGAGGGCGAACCAAAGGAUCUCGGCGAAGACCAAGAUCCUGCUGACUCAUCUGAAGCUACCGCCAUCGAUUCGAGCGACAGCGACAAACCUUCCGAACCAGAGACAGUGGUGGAGGUAGUGGAGAAGAUGCAGGAAGCCGAUGUUCCUCCGGAGCAAAUUACUGAAGUCUUAGAAAAGGCCAUGUCUGACGUCGGAGCCGGUCCUGCUUCUCCCGAGUCAGCGGCCGACAUUGAACAGUCGUCGGGUGAGAGCGCAGAAAGCGCCGAAACACCCGCAAUAGAAAGUGAAGAAGGUGUGUCCGAUUCCACCGCAGAGCCAGCACUCGAAGAUGGCGGGGCACCGGCAGAGAGCCCUGCCGAUGAGGCAGAAGAUCCGUCAACUUCAGAUCAAGGCAAAACCAACGACGAAUCUACCGCUUCGGAGCCCGCAGAAAAGGUGGAGGAAACAAUUGAAGCAAGCGGAGAACCACCAGCCGACGAUGCUGAGAUAGAAGGGUCGCCGGACAGCACCGAAGGUGAUGUCUCUGCCACAGAUGCAUUAGAAGCGGCAGAUGAUGCGCACCCUGACCCGCCGGCUGGGGAGGAAAAGCAAGGCGAACAGGACGAUAACCUGGCGCCUGAGACUGUAGAGGCUGAUGGGAGCGGGGACAACGACGAUACGGAGGAGAACACUGCCUCUGAUGAUCCCGUUCCUGAUGAAAAAGCAGAGGAAAGUGCAGAAAAGGAGGAAUCGCCAGAAGCCGGCGUUGAGGCACCAGCGGCUGGAGGGGACUCCAGCCAAGACGAAGAAGCUGCCUCAGAAGAGACGCCAAUAGUAGAAAGCCCUCCCGAGGACGUACCGGCGCAAGAGGCCACGGCGGAAGAGGUCGUGGUGGAGGAUGGGUCGACCAAGGAGAUACCUGCGGAUGAAGAUGCCACCGAAGACCACGGAGCUGAAGAAACAAAGUCAGCGGAAACCGCUGAAGACGGGUCUUUGGAGAAAGCUGAAGAUUCAACGACAGGUGACGCCUCAAAGGAGGUGUCAGCGCAAGAACCAUCUACUGAAGCGACUGAGGAGCCUACUGCUGAGGAGCCUGUUGAGGAGCCUGUUGAGGAGCCUGUUGAGGAGCCUGUUGAGGAGCCUGUUGAGGAGGAGCCCGCCACCGAAGAGCCUACUACGCAACCUGCUUCUGAAGAAAUCGCAGACGAAGUAAAGGGAGAAACCACAGACGCACACGGCGAGGAACACAUCGACGAAUCUGCAGAGACCCCGGCAGAAGAGACCCCGGCAGAAGAGACCCCGGCAGAAGAGACCCCGGCAGAAGAGGCUGCAGCAGACGAAUCUCCAGCGGAAAAUACUCCUGAAGAGACUGCUGAGGGCCCUGAAGAGGUUGCUGAAGAGGCUCCUGAAGAGGCUGCUGAUACUCCUGAAGAGACUGCUGAAGAGGUUACUGAAGAGGCUGCAGAAGAGGCUGCAGAAGAGGCUGCAGAAGAGGCUCCAACGGAAAAGACUUCUGAAGAGACUCCAGAAGCGACUGCUGAAGCUCCUGAAGAGGCUCCUAAAGACACUGCUGAAGCUCCUGGAGAGGCUCCAGAAGAGGUUGCUGAGGCGCCCGAGGAGACCGUUAAAGCUCCCGAGGAAGCUCCCGAAGAGGCUCCAGAAGAGGCUCCAGAAGAGGUUGCUGAGGUACCCGAAGAGACUGUUGAAGCUCCUGAGGAAGCUCCCGAAGAGGCUGAUAACCCAGCUGAUGAAGGAGCCCCCGAAGAGCCUCUAGAAGAGGUUCCUGAGGCACCCGAGGAGACCGUUAAAACUCUCGAGGAUGCUCCCGAAGAGCCUCCAGAAGAGGUUGCUGAGGUACCCGAAGAGGCUGAUGACCCAGUUGAUGAAGCAGCCCCCGAAGACCCUGUGGUUGAGGCAACCGCGGCGGGGACGGCAGGAGAGCCUACACCUGAAGAACCUACAGAUGAAACCGGGGACGAGCCGGCGUCUGAAGAAGCUCCCGAAGAGGCACCCGUCGAAGAAGUUGCUGAGGAACCAGUGACCGAAGCAGCCUCUGGAGAGCCCGGGGCAUCAAUUGCUGCACCAGAAGAAACAGCCGAUAACGAUGCCACAGUCGACGAGGAGCCUGAAGCGGAGGAGGCUGGACACGAAGAAGAAGUUGAACCAGCUGCUGAAGAGAAAGAGAUCCCAGGAGUGGAGGGAUCGAUGUCCCCGCUUGAAGCAGCUGCUAUUGGCGCAGUCGCUGGUGCGGCGGGUGGCCUUAUGGCAUCGGAAGUGUCUAAAAGUUCAAAGGAAAGACGAAGGAAGUCUCAUGAAAAACGCGGACACAGUUCGAAAGAUCAAUUGCAUGGCCAUAGAGGGAAGCUUGAGAGAUCCAGAGGCGAAGCAGGACUAUUCGACAACGCAUUCGCGAGGCAAAUCAAAAGACAAGCCAAAGAUAAAGAGCAUAGCCGACACGACCGUUCACCUGAGGAGGAGCGUGAAAGAGCAGAGAGGAGGAGAGCCAGGAGAGCUCGGCAUGAAGGUGAGCGGCCUGUCACAAGGGAUGGUCAAAGUCGACGCCAGGCCGAGGAAGAAGGUGCCAAGGAAGAGAGAAGGCGUAGACGCCACGAAGAAAAGGAAAGGCGAAGAUCGGAGGCUGAAGGAACAGACGCCGCCAUGAAGAGGAGGAGCAAGGAGAAGGAGAAAGCACCAGAGUCAUCUCGAGAUGCUGCCACCGAAAGCAGCAGUGAGCCUAGGAGAACGAGGCGGCCCAGCAGCGCAGGAACUCAUUUUGGUGGUGGUUCUCCGGUGGUACCGAUUCCUGUCAUUUUGAAGAGGAUGGCCACAGGCGAGAGCGAUACCAGACCUCUGCUGAUGAUUAAGGUGAACGAUACCGACAUUUCAGGCGACAGAUCACGAGAGAGAACGAGGAGUCGUCAUCACGAGCACCGCGAACAUAGACACCACAGGUCUCGCGAAGAUGCUUCGGAUCGAGAGCGAGAUGACAAGGACGAUGUUACAGAGGACCGGGGAAAGUCAUCGAGACACGCAAGCUCAAGGAGGGAUCGCCAUUACCAUCCUGAGCCUCGCACAACUCCAAGGUUCGGAAUCUUGGGCAAAGCAAUCAAUACACUUGUGGAGCACACGACUGUCAGGGAGAUCUGGCGAGGAGAGAGGGUCGGUGCCUGA
Messenger RNA from Fonsecaea pedrosoi CBS 271.37, 3624 nucleotides. RefSeq lists its product as uncharacterized. The record is from RefSeq and is a predicted model, not a curated record. Bases 1 to 3624 code for a protein of 1207 amino acids. The transcript is spliced from 3 exons. Lineage: Eukaryota; Fungi; Ascomycota; Eurotiomycetes; Chaetothyriales; Herpotrichiellaceae.